Messenger RNA from Schistosoma turkestanicum, 3550 nucleotides. NCBI's taxonomy places the organism in Eukaryota, Metazoa, Platyhelminthes, Trematoda, Strigeidida, Schistosomatidae. The record is from the annotation of a GenBank genome assembly.
CAGUCUAUUGUGGAAUGGCUAAGUGUUUUACUAACAUAUUUCUUCACCUGUUGUUUUUUAGUUGAUGAUAUCGGAACACCUUUUUGCCGGAUACGUAUACAUAUUGUUCAACAUAAUACGUGAAUUAAAGUCCGAUGAUGAAUUGUUCGAAUUCAGUGGAUACUUCAUCUCUAGUGGUGCAAAAGUCCGUAAAUGACUUGAGGGAGUAUAAAGUGGUGAUUUUAUGCAACAGAAUGAAAGUGCUUCUUAUAAGUGACCCGGAAACAGACAAAUCUGCAGUCUGUCUGUCUGUGAACAUUGGUUCGUUGUCGGACCCGAAGGAACUACCUGGUCUCGCACACUUUUGUGAGCAUAUGUUGUUUCUUGGUACAGAAUCCUUCCCAACAGAGAAUACAUAUGCGAAAUACAUAAGCAGUCAUGGUGGUCACUGUAAUGCUUUCACGAGUCCGGACAAAACGUCUUAUGUGUUUGAUGUUGCACCGGAGAAUUUGAGAGGAGCUCUGGAUAUUUUCUCUCAGUUUUUCGUGUGUCCUCUUUUCACGGAUUCUGCAACAGAACGUGAGGUGAGUGCUGUACAGUCGGAACAUGAAAAGGAUAUUAGCAAUGAUACUAGACGUCUUUUUCAACUUGAACGAACCCUGUCAAAAAGUGGUCAUGAUUAUGCGAAAUUCUUCUCCGGCAAUCGCUACUCCUUAUUUGAGUCCAGUUGUGCACGGUCAGUGAAUACACGUGAACAGUUGUUACAAUUCCACUCAACAUGGUAUUCGUCAAAUAUUAUGGGACUGGUCAUUCUUGGAAAAGAAUCUAUAGACGAUUUACAGAAGCUUGCAGAAGAUAAUUUUUCUCAGGUUAUGGAUCGUAAUGUUGUUCGACCAUCAUGGUAUGACACUCCAUGGCCUGAUAUCUGUCUCAAGAAAAUGGUUUAUGUCGUCCCACUGAACGAUAUUCAUCAAAUGAAUAUUAUGUGGCCCAUUCCUGACUAUAUUCCGAAUUAUAGAGCACAAGCUCCUAGUUAUGUAACUCACUUGCUUGGUCACGAAAGUCAUGGAAGUUUACUGAGUUUAUUUAAAAAAUUAGGUUGGGCUAAUCGAUUAGUAUGUGGAGUUGGUAGAAUAGCAGAAGGAAUUUGUUCCCUAUCCUUGUCCAUUGAGCUGACAUUGAAAGGACUUGAGAACACGAAUGAAAUUAUAACAAAUGUCUAUCAGUACAUUAAUAUGCUUCGUUCUGAUGAACCACAAAAGUGGAUAUUUGAUGAAGAACAGGCUUUAUGUCAACUAAACUUUCGAUUUAAAGACAAAGAACCACCUUACGAUUAUGUGGCUGGAUUAGCCAGUAAUCUGUUGCUUUACGGACUUCAAGAUGUUUUGACGGGUCCAUUUUUGGCAGCUACCUACGAUCCUGAUUUAAUUAAAAAAAUUUUAAAUUGUUUAACACCUGAUAAUUGUCGCAUCUUUCUGGUCAGUAAAACUUAUACAGACAAGUGUGUGGAAGAAGAACCCUGGUAUCACACUAAAUACCUUGCUAAUAAUAUUCCUGAAAACACCUUGUCAGCAUGGCGAACUUGUUCUACUAAUCCAGAAUUAAAAUUUCCAGAGCCAAAUCCAUUCAUUGCUACUGAAUUUGAUUUAAUACAAAACAAGUGCCCCACAAAUGCUGAUAUGCCGGAAUUAUUAAUUGAAACAGAGAUGUCUCGAAUUUGGUACUUUCAAGAUACUGAAUUCAAUCUUCCCAAAGGUUUUAUCACAUUUCAUAUUGUUAGUCCACUAGCUGUCUUUGAUCCUUUUCAUACAUCGCUUUGUGUAAUUUACGCAAACUUAUUUGAAGAUCAUAUCAAUGAACUAACGUAUUCCUCCAUGCUUGCUGGGAUGAAUGUUCAUGUGAAACGUACUUCUGAAGGUAUCAAACUAUCAUUUUUAGGAUAUUCACAUAAAUUAAAAAGUUUUGUCAAAGAAAUUGUAUUGCAAUUUGUAAAUUAUUAUCAACCAAUAACUGAUCGUUUCAAAUGUAUCCAUGAAGGUUUGUGUCGAGAUGUUUCGAAUUUUGCAAUGAAACCACCUUAUCAACAGUCUAGUGCAUAUUUAACAAAUCUUAUUUUAGAACAUUCAUGGAUUAAUGAUGAAUUUGUUCGAGCUUUUAAAGACAUUACCUACGAAAGGCUGGUUAGGUUCAUCAAGGAGUUUCAUGAACGCAUUUUUAUCGAAGGCUUUAUCUAUGGGAAUAUCACUCAAGAGGAUGCAGUAAGUUAUCAAGAGAUGAUUCGAGAUUUGUUGAUGCAGAAGAUGAAUUCUCAACCACUUUCAUUGUCUCACAUCUUCACUUCUCGAGAAGUUAUAAUUCCUGAAGAUCGCAGUUAUCUUUAUCAACGAUGUAUUUCUGGUCAACCAGCUUCUGCAAUUUACUAUUACCUUCAGUGUGACGAGCAAUCAACACUUAAUGAUACAUUACUUAAUUUGUUUUAUCAGAUUGUUAGCGAACCUGUUUUCAAUAAAUUACGUACAGAACAACAAUUAGGUUAUAUUGUACAGGCUGGAAUCCGACGAUCCAAUAAACUACAAGGUUUUCGUAUUUUAGUACAAUCAACUUAUCAUCCUGAUAAGAUUGAGAAAUCAAUCGAAGAAUUUCUACUCAAUGUAAAUAAAUUGUUAGAAGAUAUGUCUGACGAGGAAUUCAAUGUUCAUGUACAAUCUCUUUUGACACAUUUAUUAGAAAAGCCUAGAGGUAUGCAAGAUCGAUUUGAACGUUUAUGGUCUGAAAUUGCAUGUCGACAUUAUAAUUUCAAACGACAUUUGCAUGAGGCUGACAUUCUGAAAUCGCUUAAAAAGAAUGAUGUGAUCGAUUUCUUUAAAAAGUACAUUGAUCCAUCAUCAUGUACAAGGCGAAAAUUAACAGUUCAUGUAUUAUCAAACGAAAAGCAUAUCUGUGAUGCAGAAUCCAAUAAUCAAGAUGGAAAGAUAAUCAUUUUGAAGGACUAUACUGAAUUGAAACGUUUCUGUCCGUUGAGUGCUUUAGCGAGUCCAUUCAUGAUGUUCAUAUCCAAAUGUGAAGGGAACGUAUUACGGUUUUAAUUCGGUUUUAUGAAUUGUAUAUGUAGACAUAUUCAAUAUAAGUGUCAUUUGAUGAUCGUCAAAACGUGUCAUUUUCAAGGUUUCAUAUCUUUCAUUUUAUACUUUACUUUUCUUUUUGGAGAAAUUGUGAAUUUAACUAGCCGUUAAACAUGUUUAAUUAGGUUUGAUCCUUCAACUACUUAUAUUCGCAAUUAUUUUUGUUUAACUGCUAGGUUAUAACUUUUGCUUGUGGUUUAGUCUUGUCCUACAAAAAUCUCUUUAUAUAUUUCAGUGUUUUUUCGUUUUAAAAAUAUAUUAAAAUUUCCUUAGUUAUUUUCAAGCCUUUAUUUAUUUUUUUGGAUUUGACAUCUUCUUCUACUUUUAUUGUUUAAUUACUCAGCAGCUAGACCUACUACUUAUCUUUUUUUAUUUUAAAUACGGUUGGUAUAUAUGUCUAUUGAUAAAUUAUUACAAAUUAUUGAUUGUAUAAACAUGAGAUGCCAACA